AUGAAGGUGAAUACAGAAUCACCAGCUGAACAGGAAUUACCUGUAGAUGUAACAGUCGAAAGUAUCCCACCACAAUCUCUGUCCACGUCAUCUUCAUCCAUUCCAUCUGCUAACGUAAAAUAUGAUGAACUGGAACCAAGCAUGUUGGAUAAUUUACCAUCACAUCAGAAGCAUAUAAUGGGUAGAUUGGACAGCAUCCGUAAAAACAAGCAGCGUAUUCUAUCUACGUUACGUGAACUUAAAGAGAAUACAAAAGAAGGAGAGUUUCCAAAUAAAGAAAUGAUGAGUAAAAUGAUUGCAAGCUAUGAUGCACUCAGUGCACAAGAAGAACAAUACGUCCAAUUAAUGCAGAAAAUUGUUAGUUUACAUAAAAAUGCAGCUGACGAUAUACAACAUGAAAAUGAAAGAAACAGCGAAAAAUUGAUACGGAAUGAUAGUAACACUAACGAACUGAGGGAGAAUACUGGUGAAUCAAACCAUAAAUUAUCUGAUGAAGCAAUCAAUAAUGAUCUAGAAGAAAUGAAUAGUGAAUUAUCAAAACUAGGAGUUGUAACAGGAAAAGCAGUUGCCGUCUCGAUCAUGAAUGAUAAACUACUAGAAACAUUACAAUUGCAUCGUGAAAAGAAGGCUACGCUAGAAGAACUACAUCGAAGAAAACGAGAAACUCAAAAAGGUAUAGCAGAUGAGACAUUGCAACAAGUUGAAACAGCUCGCUUGAAAGUUGCAUCGGAACUAGAACAAGUGGAAAGAAAACGUAAAACGUUGGAGCGAUUGCGACGUGAAGCACAACGCCGUGGCAUCAAAUUGGGGCCUGGUUCAGCAUCAGAGCCGGAUAUUGUUGUUGAACCACAACCGGAACCAAAAUCAGUUACUGAGGCAAAGUUAAGGGCUAAAUUACAAGCAAAGAAAAAGCAAAGUACUGAAUUGGAAGAUGAUAAUGGACCGCCAGUACCGGAUGAUUUGGCACCGGCUGAGCGAAUUCCACCGGUUUUGGAAAAUGAACAAACUGAAAUUGAACAGCAGCAAGAAAUAAAAAGAAAAACCUGUGAAGUAGUAACUGGUAGUGGUGGAGUUGCAGGAAAAAAAAAGAGAAAAGGCAAGAAAGGACGUGAACAACAGCAAGAACAACUGGUGAAGAAGCAGUCUGAUACAAUCAAUUCAUCUAUACGCGAAAAGCUAGCUACGAUUGCAGCACGUAAAGAACGUAUGCGAGAAAUACGAGCAAAAUUAGUACAGCCUGUUGUAGGGUCUUCUGAUAUGGAUGAAACAUUUCGUAAUGCUUUGCAGCAAUUAAAAAGUAUAACUGAAAUGCGAAAACAGUUGGAGUUAUUACAUGAAAAAGGAGCUAAAUUGCCGGAAGAAACGGCUGAAUUAUUAGAACGUCAACUGCAGGCCGAAGAUGUUAUUAGUCAAAAUGAAGCAGAAAUGCCUGAUGUAGUGAGCAUGAGACAGAAUUCUGAAACGCCAUUCAAGGAAAGUGUUGAGGCCAUGGAGGUAGUUCGUAACAAUUUUCUGGAAGUGAUGGGACAAAAAUCAGAAUCAGUUACUGGUGUAGGUACUGGUGCCGACUUAAUAAGCGAUGACCUUUCGGAUGAUUAUCAUCUUACAACAGAAGAUAGUCAACGACUGAGAAAUAUUGAACAGGCGCUACAAGAACAACGCCAAUUGCUCGAAACAAUUGCUUCUCAAAGUCAUCAGCAUCAGUCAUCAUCAUUUUCAAAUACGGCAGAAUCAUGUCAGAUAAAAAUUGCUACUCUCCGGAACUGUUUUCUCACCGCCGCACCACAAUUAAACAUACGCCUUGGGAACAUUUUGUUGGACCUAGCAAAAGGGCAAUUGGUGAACGAUUUGGAUUCUGUCCUUGGAGAUCUACUUAGUCAGACCAUCAACGACAGACAACAUCUCGAUGAGACUGAUGAGCGUCAAAAUGAUGCAAAUGAUGGCGGUCGUGAGCCAGCAUCAGUUGAAUCCGAAUCACAAGAAACAACAGAGUUGGUCAAAUUUAUUUAUACCGAAUCAACCGGUCGUUUCGAGCGUAGAUUUAGUCGUGAAUGGACACCAGAUGAAGUUUCGAAAUUCGAACAAGCAAAACGACAAUUAUCUACUGGUAAAGCAAAAUUAAGAAAGCAACAAACUUUGGAAAAAAUACGUAAUAGGACUGAAGUAGUGGUUGAUGAACAACAGCAACAGCAAUCUAAGAAAUCAGAUAUUGAACAUGGACUAGAAAAUGAUAUUUGUAUGAUUAUCGACGGAAUUUUGCCACUCAUUCGACAGCAUAGCGAGUUAAUUGCUAAUGAUGAGUUUAUGCGACAGCUGCGCGAUGAACUGCUGCAACAGGCGUCUAUGGUAUGCUUUCCUGGCGAUGCCGCUCCAACGGAUCUCUUUCGCAGUCAAUUGAGCACAAUUAUUGACGAUACAUUAUCUCAGUAUGUGGGCAGUAAAGUGGCGGAAGUGAGGGAAGAACUCAUUUUUGAUACUUCUGAAAUUUUAUAUAAUGAAUUAACUUUCUUCCAAUUAAUGUAUAACAUUGAUAAUUUAGCCGUUUAA
Molecule: messenger RNA, 2547 nt
Organism: Brugia malayi
Lineage: Eukaryota; Metazoa; Nematoda; Chromadorea; Rhabditida; Onchocercidae
Exons: 17
Coding region: 1-2547 (848 amino acids)
Source: RefSeq, a predicted model, not a curated record